AUGAACAAUGAAACGUUAGAAAACACCAUACACGUCACUGCUCCCAGCAUCCUGAACAAACCAUCCCAGACCAUGCCGCAGAGGUCGCCGUUCGCCAUCCAGGAGCUGCUGGGCCUCAGCGAUAGCCAGCACAGGUCCCCAACGGCGGCGGUGUCCGCCAUCACGCCCAACGUGUACCCCCAGAGACACUUGCAGGCGCCUACGUGCUUCCCGUCGGACCACGGCUUCAACCACCACCACAUGACCAUGGCAGCCAGCCGCAUGGCCUACUUCAACGCACAGGCGGCGGUAGCGGCGGCCUUUUUGCCGCACAACAUUGCGGCGGCCGCCAGCAUGAACGCUAACGGGGCGCCGUCGCCGGCGGCGGUCCUCGGCCUCGCCGGCCACCAAACUGGAAGUUCGGACAUUUUCCAUCGUAUGUUUAACUGUUUUUUUUUUGUUUCAGGUUUAGCGCAAUUUAAAAAUUCCUUCAGUUCCUCAGGCCCUGGUUCCUGUUUGUCAGGGCAGUUAGAUAAUUCCAAAGACUUUUCAGUGGCGGACGGUUUAGGUGGUUUUAAUAAAAAGAAGAAGAAGAAGAGGCGCCAUAGGACGAUUUUUACGAGCUAUCAACUGGAGGAAUUGGAGAAAGCCUUCAAGGACGCCCACUACCCCGACGUCUACGCCAGGGAGAUGCUCAGCCUGAAAACGGAUUUGCCCGAGGACAGGAUACAGGUAUGGUUUCAAAAUAGGCGAGCGAAAUGGAGGAAAACGGAGAAAUGUUGGGGUAGAAGUACGAUAAUGGCAGAGUACGGACUAUACGGCGCGAUGGUACGACAUUCGUUGCCCCUUCCGGAGACCAUCCUUAAAAGCGCCAAAGAAAACGAAAGUGUCGCUCCCUGGCUGUUAGGAAUGCACCGGAAAUCGUUGGAGGCCGCCGAACACCUGAAGGAAGACAACACGACCAACAGCGACCACGAGGAAUCCACGUCGAUGCGGACCGACGCGAGCGACUCCAGCGCCACCUCGAGCCAACCCCCGCAGACGCAGCCGAGCCACGCGGGCGCCGGCGACAAGGACCAGCAACAGCCGCACCCGCCCAUUGCCGGCCAGCAGACGUACAACGACGACCCCGAGGCCUUUAGGAACAACUCCAUAGCCUGCCUGAGGGCCAAGGCCCAGGAGCACAGCGCCAAGCUGCUCAACCACAAUCUGAUGCUCCAUAUCAGGCCUAACCAGCAGAGCUGUGAUGCGAACGCCAACAACCUCCACCACCAGGAGGUGGUGACUUCGGAGUCCGGCCAGGCCAUCUUCUGA
Anoplophora glabripennis (Asian longhorned beetle) is the source of this 1293-nucleotide messenger RNA. RefSeq names its product visual system homeobox 2-like. The coding region runs from base 1 to 1293 and encodes 430 amino acids. The transcript has 7 exons. Gene Ontology annotation, cellular component: nucleus. Lineage: Eukaryota; Metazoa; Arthropoda; Insecta; Coleoptera; Cerambycidae. The record is from RefSeq and is a predicted model, not a curated record. Gene Ontology annotation, biological process: regulation of transcription by RNA polymerase II. Gene Ontology annotation, molecular function: DNA-binding transcription factor activity, RNA polymerase II-specific; sequence-specific double-stranded DNA binding.